Emiliania huxleyi CCMP1516 is the source of this 1218-nucleotide messenger RNA. RefSeq lists its product as hypothetical. Gene Ontology annotation, biological process: glutaminyl-tRNA aminoacylation; translation. The transcript has 5 exons. Gene Ontology annotation, molecular function: glutamine-tRNA ligase activity; ATP binding. The coding region runs from base 1 to 1218 and encodes 405 amino acids. Gene Ontology annotation, cellular component: cytoplasm; cytosol. The record is from RefSeq and is a predicted model, not a curated record. NCBI's taxonomy places the organism in Eukaryota, Haptophyta, Isochrysidales, Noelaerhabdaceae.
AUGAGCAAGUCCGGCGCAAAGACUGCGAAGACGGACGCCGUCAAGGCGUCCCGGAAGCGUCCCGACCCGGAGGGCCUGCGCCUCAUCGAGGAGGGCGAAAAGGCGUUCGAGGCGAAGGACUUUGUGGCGGCGACCGAGCGGUUUGUCGCCGCCAAGGCUGCGUGCGACGCCUCAACCGUCCAGGCAACGGCGAAACCGAAGAAGGAGAAGCCUCCUCCCGCCGAGAAGGAGGCCGUGGCCGACAAGGAGCCGAAGCCGGCCGACGGUGGCGUGGAGCAGAAGCUAGUGCUCAAGCCCCCGGUGGAAAACAUCCAGGCAAAGCCGCUCCGGCCAGACAUAGACGCGGCGCACAACUACGCGCUCAACGCGGCGGAGGAUCACGCGGCCUACCUCAAGCGAACGGGCGGCGCGACGGUGAUGCGGUUUGACGACACCAACCCGGCGGCGGAGAAGCAAGAGUACAUUGACUCGAUCCUCGACUCGGUGGCGUGGCUCGGCCACACGCCCGUCGCGGUGGAGCUGCGCGGUCUCGCGGCGGGCGGGAAGCCGUUCGAGUCGCCGAACCACCCGCGGAACGCAGAGAUGGGCGCCCGGCGGCUCGUGCUGCCCGAGACCAUCUACAUCGACCGCGACGACUUUCGCGAGGCGCGAGCCUCCGUCGCGCUUCCCCGGACCCCGCGCUGCGCCCAGCGCCCAGCCGCGGUAUCGUGGCGGCAGCGCACACGCGUCGGGGUGGGGCGCGCCGACGCGACCGCGCCUUCGCAGGUGGACGCGCCGAGCUUCUUCGGCCUCGCGCCCGGGAAGGAGGUUGGCUUGCUCGGCGCCGGCGUGACCAUCCGCUGCGACGAGGUGGUGAGGGGCGGCGACGGCGGCGUGACCGCGCUCGUCUGCUCGGCGGACGGGUCCGCCGAGCGCAACAAGACCAAGGGCCACCUGCACUGGGUGUCUGCGGCCGAGGGGGUGCGCGCCAAGGUGCGCGUCUACGGCGCGCCCUCGUGGCUCAAGCUGCUCAACCCGGACUCCUGCGUGGAGCACGAGGCGGUGGUCGAGAGGGACCUCGCGCAGGCGGCGGGCCCUCCCGCGCGCAGCGCCGACCGGCCGGCCUUCCAGUUCCAGCGGCUCGGCUUCUUCUGCGUCGACACGGACUCCACGGCGGAGGCGCCCGUCUUCAAUCGCAUCGUCCCGCUCAAGGAGGACAAGGAGAAGAAGGCCGGGUGA